AUGGUAUUACAGGUUGAUCUACUAGGGAAUUCCAUUUAUAAAAUACUGCACCCUGAUGAUGUCAACUGUUUCAAGCUUUUCAUGCUGGUGUCGCGAGAUAGCUCACCUGAGCUUCAAGCUCGGGCGGAGAGGCACGUAUCUGUGAGGAUGGCGCUGAAGUCCCACAAACCAGUGAAUGCCUACUAUCCCGUCAGCGUAGAGGGCCAGAUGGCUGACGUCAGUGACAGACUCAACGCUCUUGAUAGAAACAGACAUGGCGUAUUCAUGUCCGCCUUCGUUUCACCGCAACAUAACGAUGCGAUACCGGUGGGACUGCGCUUUCCGCUUGCCGAAAACCAAUACAGGACCAAGCAUCACUUAGAUGGUCGCGUAAUCGACAUCGAUUCACAGGCGGCGCUACUGACGGGGUUUAUGCCAAGUUACCUUCGUGGCUACACGCCGUACGAAAGAACUAUAUUAAUGGAGGAUCUACCUUUCAUCGGAAUCCAGCAUAAACUUAUUUUCAGCAUAAAAGAAACCAAGUCGAUGUGGAGGAUGAUGACUGCUAAUGGGCAGAUAGUCUACUCCCAUAGUCAGUCGUGGUUAAUCAACCACACGUGGAAAGAAGCACCUGACUACAUCAUCAGCAUAAACACGAUUAUGGAAGAGAACCGAGGGAAGUUGCUACACGAUAUAUUCGUCAGGAUGGUAACUCGCCAAAAGCUGCCCGCCGUGUCCGAAUCAGUGAGGCGGGAAGUCGAGAAGUAUCUGCCUGUGUCCCAAAAGUUUCCGUGCGGCUACGAUGGUAUUCAACAAUUACUAAAACUCAAGUACGAUGUCGAUUUACCCGAGUUUCCGCUACCAAAAUCAGCCGACGCACCUAAGACACCAAGAGGACUUGUGUGGCCCGAGUGAUGUAUACGGGUGUAUCUAUAUUAAUGGCUGAUAUGUGAAUGUGGACGUCUCAUCACCAAUGGUAUCUAUUAGACUGGUGAGCUGUGUAUUCUCGGUGAUUAAUUAAAAUCUGCGUUAGUGUUGCGAAUUCUUACAUCGAAACAAAGUUAACAGAUGUUUAUUAUGGUCCAAGAUUUAUUUCUGUUUGAAAACCGGCAGCGGAACCAACGCAUCUUGGUUUGAGGGCACAGCGUUGUGUCUUUUUGAAUGUGACCGCCAUUGCCCAUGUAAAAUACCUACGCGUCUUCUGGUGGCGGAGUUAACAACCCCCUUGCCCCCGCGCUAGCUACGGCCCCUAAAAACAAUGUGAAAUUUGAUGACGAUGUCGAAAUCUUUUCUUA
Messenger RNA from Priapulus caudatus, 1274 nucleotides. RefSeq lists its product as uncharacterized. Gene Ontology annotation, cellular component: nucleus; aryl hydrocarbon receptor complex. The transcript has 6 exons. NCBI's taxonomy places the organism in Eukaryota, Metazoa, Priapulida, Priapulimorpha, Priapulimorphida, Priapulidae. Gene Ontology annotation, molecular function: RNA polymerase II cis-regulatory region sequence-specific DNA binding; DNA-binding transcription factor activity, RNA polymerase II-specific. The record is from RefSeq and is a predicted model, not a curated record. Gene Ontology annotation, biological process: regulation of transcription by RNA polymerase II. The coding region runs from base 1 to 894 and encodes 297 amino acids.